Dreissena polymorpha is the source of this 830-nucleotide messenger RNA. RefSeq lists its product as uncharacterized. The transcript has 4 exons. NCBI's taxonomy places the organism in Eukaryota, Metazoa, Mollusca, Bivalvia, Myida, Dreissenidae. Gene Ontology annotation, cellular component: membrane. The record is from RefSeq and is a predicted model, not a curated record. Bases 54 to 515 code for a protein of 153 amino acids.
ACAGUCCUUCCCCUCCCCCUGUAUAAAGUAAAUCGGUGUAUAUUUGAAUCUCCAUGGACAUAAAAGGUAACUUCGAGCCGCCGCCGUAUAAGCUUGUGCCCCAGAACAGACCAACUGUGUGCUAUCGCGAUGAUCCAAAUCAACCUACUGUGCAGAACCAGCCACAGAAGCAAAAUUCAGACGAACGUCACGUGGUUCCAUCCCGCCCUCCCGACUAUACUGUAGCAGCUGUAUUGGCGUGUAUCUUCUGCUCCCCUUAUGUCGGCAUUUUGGCCAUUUUCAGCGCUAUGCAGUCCAAGACGAUGACCAAUAUCGGAGAGUAUAAGGAGGCAAAACGCCACUCCCGCCUCGCAAAAAGGCUGGUUAUAGCAAGUUUUGCAAUUGGCCUAUUUGGUCUAUUUGUGGUCUGCAUGUAUGUCGUGUAUAUCAUGACCAUCUUUUAUAGAUACGCAAAUGUCAACGUUGCUGCUAUUGAUGAACCACAACUUGCUUCGACACCUAAUAGUGGAUACUAGGUUAGCGGUUUGCGUUGGAUACCACGGUAAACGGUUAACAGCGGAUACUAGAGUAGCGGUUUACAGUUACCACCUUCACUGCACGAAAUUCCAAAUAAGAAACUAUUUGACUAUUUUUUGUUCCGUUGCGUCGACUGUUACCCAGCCGUUUUACUAUUUACUUAUUAAUCAAAUUAUUAAAUGAUACAUUUACUGUACUAAAAUCACAGCUUACUUCUCGCUUAAUUUGUAGAUAUUGUUAUUGUUGUUUUAUCCGUAAAAAUGGAAACAUUCAAAAUUAUUUGUUAAAGUAUUUAUCCAUCUUUCACUUGUGAU